AUGACUAUUUUUGCCGGCGGUGGCGGCGAAGAGGAGUGUGCGGCUACCGUCCUCAGAGUCGUAGACACGGGGAUUAAUGGGGCUAGAUGGCGAACUGCGAGCACCUCGAGAAGUUUCGAUACAGUAUACCUGCGGAAACAACCUGUCAGCUUUGGACACCUCGACGAAUUCCUGGAAAUCUACAAGCUGCCCCACUUGGACGAUCUUGUCCACCGGGUUAGAGUCAGCUUUACCCAGGUCCCAAAGAGGUUGUGCGGAAAACGCCACCGAACUGGAGACAAUCGAAAUAUGAGGGACAAUGUUGAGUCGUUGAGCAUCCUCUUUCAUCUUGGGCAAGAGGAGAAUUGCCAGCAUGAAAGUGCUGUACACAUUGACAGUGAUGGUGACAGGAUAACCCUCAGCCUAGCUGUUAGUACCAAUGGCGACACCAGCGUUCUCAAUCAGGGCGUCGAUGCAGUCAAGUUCGAGGGUAGCUCGCUUGGCAAAGGACUUGACGGACUCAUAAUUGGAAAGGUCAAGCUGCCAGACUUCCGCAGAACCAGUCUUUCCCGUGCUUGCUUCUAUCUUGGCCUUGGCCUUUUCGCCAGCGCUGAGAUUGCGGACUGCCAGGAUCACCUUGCCAGCGCCGAGAGAGACAAGAUGCUUCGCCGCUUCAAACCCAAGCCCCGAGUUGGCUCCAGUGACAAUGUAUGA
Messenger RNA from Clonostachys solani, 693 nucleotides. The record is from the annotation of a GenBank genome assembly. NCBI's taxonomy places the organism in Eukaryota, Fungi, Ascomycota, Sordariomycetes, Hypocreales, Bionectriaceae.